Cyprinodon tularosa is the source of this 1259-nucleotide messenger RNA. It is a transcript of the gene calhm3, whose product is annotated as calcium homeostasis modulator 3. Bases 130 to 1119 code for a protein of 329 amino acids. The transcript is spliced from 4 exons. Gene Ontology annotation, molecular function: monoatomic cation channel activity. NCBI's taxonomy places the organism in Eukaryota, Metazoa, Chordata, Actinopteri, Cyprinodontiformes, Cyprinodontidae. The record is from RefSeq and is a predicted model, not a curated record.
GCUGCUCUGCUGUAUUCAUGCUGAACACACCCUGCCUACCAUCUCACAAACAGAGUUCCCGCAGCUGGAGAUUCCACCUGAAUCCUAAAGUUUACUUCACAUCCUUGCCUUUUUCGCACUGUCCCUGUCAUGGAGCGUCUGAAACUGGUUUUGCAGUACUUCCAGUCCAACUCCGAGUCCAUCUCUAAUGGAAUCUGCAUCAUCCUGGCGCUGGUCAGCGUCAAGCUCUACACCAGCUUUGACUUCAACUGCCCAUGCCUUCCUCAAUACAACAAGCUGUACUCUCUGGGGGUGAUGAUUGUCCCUCCCAUCAUCUUCUUCUUCCUGGGGGUCUUGGUCAACCGACACACAGGCGUCAUGAUGGACGAGUGGAUGAGACCAGUUGGGAAUCGAUCCAAAAACCCUGCCGUGGUGAAGUACCUCUUCUCCGCCAUGCUCCAGCGGGCGCUCCUCGCUCCCAUGGUCUGGAUUCUGGUCACUUUGUUGGAUGGGAAGAUUUUCAUCUGUGCAUUCAGCGUCACUGUAGACCCUGGGCUUUUCUCAGGUGUCCCCAACAACACGGGCCUGGAUGUGAUUAAAAUCAUGGCCAAGGUGCCCUGCAAGGAGGAUGUGAUCUUUAGGAACAGCUCCUUCCGUAAAGCCGUCUCCAGAUAUGUGCGAUGCUACUCUCAGGCAGUAGGCUGGUCCAUCCUCCUGUUCCUUAUCGUAGUAGGAGCACUGGGACGCCUCAUCAAGCCCUGCUUUGACGACCACGCCGCUUUCCUGCAGACACGGUACUGGAGCAACUACCUGGAUGUGGAGCAGAAGCUUUUUGAUGAAACCUGUGUCCUCCAUGCCCGGGACUUUGCCCGCAAAUGUGUGGUCCAGUUCUUUGAGGACAUGACAGAAGACUCCAUUCUUCAUCUGCCACAUCCACCCUUCAUCACCAAGGGCAGCGAGAGCUGGGAGGAUGAAGAGGACAGACUCCAUGGGAUAACCAAGCAGGAGCAGAUGGACCAGCUGCUCAACAAGUGGUACUACAGCAAACCUGAACUGGACGUGACCAGGAUGGCUCACAGACCGCGGCCGUGCGUGACCUGGGAGGACCCCGGAGGGAAGACUUUAUACUCGGAUGUCUGACUCUGGCCGCUUUGGUGACUGCAGCACGGAGGUUGGAAACAUUUCCUGGAAAACACCGGAAUUUAAAGUAGGAAACUGUGGUUAUGGAGAUGACCUGUUGAUGGUUUAUAUCUUAAUAAAUCAUUGGUAUAUCGAAUGCA